AUGGUGACGUCUCUCCGGUGUUGGCCGUUGGCGGCACUGCCCCCAGGUCCAGCUGGCGGGCGCCGGCCACAUCGAACAGACCUGUUCCCCAACCCCAACCCCCGCAACCCCAAUCCAAGGCAAAUGAAGACCGGAAAUAAAAAAGAAAUAGAGAGCAGCAGUCGCUAUAUAAAUGAAAACUUUCUCCCGCAGGUCGGAAUCCCAGAGCCCGCCGCACAGCGGUGCGCCCUCCAGGUGGCGAUGGCGCUCGACCACCUGCACGGCCGGGGCCUGGUGCACCGCGACGUGAAGCCGGAGAACGUGCUGCUGUUCGACCGGGAGUGCCGGCGCGUCAAGCUGACCGACUUCGGGCUGGUGAGGCGGGAGGGCCUCAACGUGUGGCACGGCCCCAGCGCGGUGCCCUACAUGGCGCCCGAGCUGUGCGGGGAGGAGGCGCGCAGGGACGGGGCGCGGGUCUCGUGCGCCGAGGACGCCUGGGCCUUCGGGGUCCUCCUGUACAGCGUCCUGACGGGGAGCUUCCCCUGGGAGCGCACCUCCUCCGAGGACCCGCUCUACCGCGCCUACGCCCUCUGGCGCCAGGAGGGGGCUCCCGACGCCUCCUGCCCCCCUCAGUGGCGCUGUUUCACCCCCUCCGCCUCCCUCAUGCUGGGGGGCUUCCUCUGCCCCCGUCCCGAUGCCCGCUCGGCCGUGGCUGAGGUGCUCAGGUACCUCAAGCAGAGGUGGGUCCUCCGGGACAGACCCCCUGGCCCUGGGGCAAAGCCCGAGGAAGGAAGGACGGCAGCGGCGCCAGGGAGGGGAGGGGAGGGCGGGUUGAGGGAGCUUUACCCUGUAUCUAACUCCCUGUCCCUGGGAGUGUUUGAUGGGGGGGCGAAUGGUGUAGAGGGAGCCUUAUCCUAUCUCUCUCUCUCUCUCUCUCUCCCCCUCGGACGGGGUGUAGUGUUGGUGAGCGAGGGUCUGUCAGAGGGCCCUGACCCUGGGGUCGAUAUUGUCCUCGAGUGUUGGUACGUUGAGGAGGGAUUGGCCGGGCUGCAAGGGUUGGGCGGAGGGUUUUCGCGGGAGGAGGCCCUCCUCAUCCUCCACAAGGUCCCCGUCCCUCAGGAGGAGGAUACCUUGGCCUGGACAGAGUACAGCGUUCGUGAGGCAGAUCGAAAUCGCCUCGUCUUCGAGGCCACUGUAUCCGAGGUUCCCAUUCCAUACGCCAGCCUCCUCCUACAUGCCGACUGCGAGGGCCAGGAGGUGAGCUGCGAGAUCAACAGCCUGGAGUCACCUGGAGGGGGCGAGGGAGGGGACCUCGGGCCCUCCUUCAUGGCCAGCGUUCGCAUCGCGGGAUCUUCCCUGGGCUUGGCCAUCGUCCUCAGGGCACACAACGUCCCUCCCGAGGAGCGAGUCAGGAGGGACAUCAAUGAGAAGCUGGAUGUUGUCCUCAGUACCUCAGGAACCAUCGACAUGAACGUGGAAUUUCUGGUUUACACCCGAGCCACAGGCCUCCAGGCGUCCCUGGGCCAGUCGAUCGAUCUGGAUUGCGGAUUCCUCGGGGCGGAUUCCCGAGGGAUCUCCGUGGAAUGGCGAAGGCAACACAAAGGUUCUGGUAGGACCGUGUACAGCGUCAACCAGGGGCAGGCGAAGGCCGAGAGAGAGGGCGCGUCGAUGGAGCUGGCAGAAAUGGAUGGUCAGGGAAACGCUUCCCUCCGUCUGAGAAACCUCACCGUCAAGGACGAGGGGGUGUACAUCUGCAUCAUUCAGAGCGAACGAAACCGCGCCCAGCAAACUAUUGCCGUGGAUAUUGUCA
Molecule: messenger RNA, 1789 nt
Organism: Rhincodon typus (whale shark)
Lineage: Eukaryota; Metazoa; Chordata; Chondrichthyes; Orectolobiformes; Rhincodontidae
Exons: 5
Biological process (GO): peptidyl-threonine phosphorylation; peptidyl-serine phosphorylation
Molecular function (GO): ATP binding; protein serine/threonine kinase activity
Source: RefSeq, a predicted model, not a curated record